AUGGCAGUGGGGUUUGCGAAGAAUGCGUCGUUGGCGGAUUCGGAUGCUGCGAGACAGUAUCGGAGGAAUUAUAUCACGGCUGAUAACCGAUGCCACACCGCAACGCAAACACCAGGUAUCGUGCAGUACGCUACGAGUACCAGCGACGUGUAUUUCGCGGGCCACAUCCUCACAUCAACAUUCGCCAACACAACGAAAGCCCUAACAGGUGGGAAGGGUGUGUAUUGCAUAAGCCAGCAAGAAGACAACGCGACUCUCGAAGCGCUCAUGCGCGGCGCAAAAGCCGGUCUACUCGAUUUCAGACGGAUCAUCAUCAUGCGCUCGGGGUCAGACUUCGAUCGCCCGUUCCCGGGGCAGACUGCGUUGCAGGGGUUGCUUUAUUCGGAUCAAGGGGGAUUUGGGAUCGCGGUGCGGAAUCUGUAUUUAGCUGGACGGGAGGUCAUCAAGGGGAUUCUCGGGGGCUGGGGCUUGCUCUUUCAGCAUGGGUUUGAUGAGGAGGGGUACGCAGGAGACGUAUGGGGAUCGUUGAGUGGCGGUGCCCCGCCGGACUUCGGGGCUGCGAUAGACGAUGGUGGAGAGGGCAUCAUCGCGAAGAGAGGUGUUCAGAGGGAGUGA
Molecule: messenger RNA, 615 nt
Organism: Aspergillus calidoustus
Lineage: Eukaryota; Fungi; Ascomycota; Eurotiomycetes; Eurotiales; Aspergillaceae
Source: the annotation of a GenBank genome assembly